Molecule: messenger RNA, 1672 nt
Organism: Drosophila innubila
Lineage: Eukaryota; Metazoa; Arthropoda; Insecta; Diptera; Drosophilidae
Product: opioid-binding protein/cell adhesion molecule
Exons: 8
Coding region: 216-1640 (474 amino acids)
Biological process (GO): homophilic cell-cell adhesion; synapse organization
Cellular component (GO): neuronal cell body; axon; plasma membrane
Molecular function (GO): protein binding; axon guidance receptor activity
Source: RefSeq, a predicted model, not a curated record
GACAUGCGCAAUGAAACUGAAAACUUUAAGGAUAAAUACAAUUAUACUUGUCACCCAGAAUCAUUGGUGUAUUUUAUAACUGAUAAAGAUAACCGUUUACUUUUAAUUAAAAUCAUAUAAAUUUGGUGCUAAAAAUACAUAAAUGUUUAUGUGAAAUCGGGUAACGGGCCGUUGCUUUAUGGAAUAAGAGAAACAGGAUUUAAAAUAAUAUUAACAUGAUUACAUAUAUAACCUAUCAAUUGCCGAUGUGGCAGUGGCUUAUUUACUUUUUGACCUUUACUUUCUUGUUUAAAGCCCCAUUUUGCGGAUCUUUUGCGGUGACAGAAAAUGAAGCACCAACUACAGCACCAAAAUUUUUAUCAAGGGGUCACCUGUACAAAGUUAUAGUCGGUGAAACUAUUGAAUUACCAUGCAAGGUGCAAAAUCUAGGAUCAUUUGUAUUAUUGUGGAGAAAGGGCUCAUCAGUUCUCACUGCUGGUCAUUUAAAGAUCUCUCGAGAUCAAAGGUUUAAAAUUGUUGGAGACUAUAAUCUUCAGAUUAACGGCGUUAAAACUCAGGAUGCUGGUGAUUACAUAUGUCAACUUGGGGACCAAGAAAAUCGAGAUCAAGUCCAUACUGUGGAAAUAUUGGUACCACCAACAUUGAGAGCACUUCCUCAUAAUGGGCAAGUAACUGCACGUAAAGGAAGCACAGUUACUUUAGAGUGUAAAGCGUCGGGGAAUCCAGUGCCAACAAUAUACUGGUUCAAGAAGGACGUUUAUUCCGGACCCACUCAUUUAUCUGACAGCUCAACAUUGAUUUUAGAGAAUGUGGACAGACACCACGCUGGUACAUAUCAAUGCUCAGCUGACAAUGGUGUUAAGGAACGUGUGUCAAUGGACAUUCAGCUGACGAUUUUAUCUCCACCCGAAAUAACUGUUGAAAAGGCUUGGGUUCAUGCUGCCGAAGGAUAUGAUAUAGAGCUUGUAUGCGUAGUUCAUGGUGACGUCAACUCGGAAAUGUUGUGGUACCAAAAUUCAUUUUUACUGGAUCCUACGGAUCGCCGUUCGAUGUAUCCUCAUGACGACAGAUAUAGUCUUAUCAUUCGAAAUUUUCAACCAACUGAUUUUGGGAAUUAUAGUUGUGUGGCUGACAAUGCACUGGGAAGAACUAAGAAAUACAUUGAGGUCUCUGGACGACCAGGACCAGCUGAUUUUAUUUCACCGGCCUUAAGUGGAUUCCUAGAUCAUUAUAAUUUAACUUGGACAAUAGAGUCCAUACCACCCUUAGAUGAAAUUAAACUUUUAUAUCGAAGGCUUCUGAUGAACGAAACGUAUCAGCAUCCUGGAAAAUGGCAUGAGUAUCAUAUUAAGCCCAUCCCAAUUCGGACUGACGGGACACAUUAUUUAAUGUCCUAUGUAGUAAGAAAUUUGGAGCACAAUGCUGUCUACGAAGCAAUUGUUCAAGCUAAAAAUAAAUACGGAUGGAAUGAGAUCAGCGACAUUCAUCAGUUUUAUACCAGAAAUCACGACCUUCUUCUUGACAUUGAUAUGGAAUAUAAAAUGGGAAUUUCAUGCUGUAAGCGAAUAUCAAAUACUUUGGCUGCAGUUAUUUUAUCUUACUUUCUGUCAGCAACAUUUACGAUUAUAAGAAAUACUUAAAUAUGUUUAAUUAUUGGCAAAUAUUAGUUCAA